AAAUCAAAAAUCAAAUUGACUAACAAAAGUAAUAUAUGUUUAACCAUUAAUCAGAUUCCAUUUGAACAUUUGAAUAUAACAAAAAAAUUUAUCAUUUUAUUCGAGUAUUUUUUCCUCCUAACGAAUAUAUAUCUGACAAUACCAUCUCCUCCUUCACGUCCAUCUCGUGUCCUCUCUCUUUCUCCUCCAACCUCAGAAACAAAACCAAGAAACAAACGCAAAAAAAAAGAGCGCAAUGGCAGCUUACAGAAGCUUUCAUCAAAUAUUCGAGAGCCAAAGACAAGACAAGGCUCCAAAGUCGCUUCUUGAUACUCUGAUCUCCUCUUCUUCACCUUGGAACCCACUCCCAAUCAAAGGCCUCCACGUCAGCGACCAAAACGAAACGCCACCGUUUACAGAGAUAUUCGGUGAGCUCCACUUCAGGGAAUCAUCUCAUUCUUCUUUCGAGAAGGCCUCAGCUGAGAACAGCAGCUUGCACCUGUGUACUGAAGGUCUAGGGUCAGAGAGCUAUUACGGCUUGGAAGACGGGAAAGUCAACGGUAACGGCAACGGAGAAGAAGAUGAUGAUCAUGAGACUGAAGUGAUGAAGGGUAAAGAUAACGGAAGCAGCAAUGAGGAGUGUGGACCAUGGAGGAAAGAACGGAGAGAGUAUCCUCCAGCGAUGAAGAGGAUGAGUUUCAAGACGUAUAGAGAAGAAGGGAGGCUUGUGUUGGAAGAAGUUAGGAUUCCGAAGAGAGAGUUUCUUCUAGCCAGCCGUGAAGACGGUAGACUCAAGCUGAAGUUGGUUCAACCCGAGGAUGAGGAUGAAGAUGAGGACGAAGACCAAGAAGAGAACAAAGAUAAACCGGUCUGAUCGGUAAUCUGCUGAAUAUUUUUUGCGGUUAUGUGGAAUUUAAUCCGUUAUUUUACAAGAUUAUAAAUGUUAAAACCUUCUUUAUGCUGGUUUUGGAGUUAAACUAGGCUUUUAUCUCUUAAUACCAUUCUGCAAUAUUACCAAUGUCAAGGAAUAUUAUUUUUUCAAACGGUA
This is a messenger RNA of Brassica napus (rape), 1027 nucleotides long. Its product is annotated as protein FANTASTIC FOUR 1. Lineage: Eukaryota; Viridiplantae; Streptophyta; Magnoliopsida; Brassicales; Brassicaceae. The transcript has a single exon. The coding region runs from base 236 to 853 and encodes 205 amino acids. The record is from RefSeq and is a predicted model, not a curated record.